Aspergillus sclerotioniger CBS 115572 is the source of this 1017-nucleotide messenger RNA. RefSeq names its product ribonucleoprotein. Gene Ontology annotation, molecular function: RNA binding. The transcript is spliced from 4 exons. NCBI's taxonomy places the organism in Eukaryota, Fungi, Ascomycota, Eurotiomycetes, Eurotiales, Aspergillaceae. The record is from RefSeq and is a predicted model, not a curated record. The coding region runs from base 1 to 1017 and encodes 338 amino acids.
AUGGUCGACGCUCCCGAGAGCCCCAUGCCGCAGGAACAAACUCCCCAAAAGAACAUCUACCAGAAUGGGGUCAGAACGACAGGUCGCGCUUUCCACUCUCCCAACUGGCGUGUGAAGCGUGAAGGGAGCCCCAGUGGACAAAGCACCGCUGCCGCUGGGUCCCCCGGUCCCAAGACAAACACCUCGAGACUCGCCUUCAGCCGACCAAGCCCGCAUGUCCCGCAGGCCAUCUCGGAAGGUCGUCGCCUCUACGUGGGCAACAUGCCUUACACGGCCAAGUCGGAGGAUGUGCAAGCCCUCUUUGAUGCGGCCGAGUUCUCAAUCGAGCGUAUCGACAUCGCCAUUGAUCCCUUCACCGGUCGCAACCCCUCAUACUGUUUCGUCGAUCUGGAGACUAAGGAGCUGGCUGAGCAGGCCAUGACGGAGCUGGAUGGCCGGGAUAUGCUCGGUCGUCCUGUCAAGAUCAAGCCUGGUGUUGUGAAGUCUUCCAGUGAGCGGGCUCAGCAGCAGCAGCAGCAGUCGCCGCGCGUGGAUGCCUCUCCUCGCGAGACGAGGUCCUCCCCGUUCAGCAUGGACCGGUGGCGCCGUGGCGACGAGGCUCAGCCCCCUCGGACUCCUGUGAAGACCGCCAGCACCAGCCCUAGCAAUAGCAGCGAUGCCAGCCGUCGCCUCUAUGUUGGCGGCAUUCCGAGGUUGACUGAUCAGGAGGCGAUCACCAGCAACAUCACCAACUUCUUCAAGGAAUACAAUGUUGAGAAUGUCAGCAAGCUGUUCGCUCCCCACCCCGCGAAGAGAUUCGAGCCCGGUGACCAUUACUACCUGUUCGUCGACUUCAGCAGCGCCGAAGAAGCUGAAAAUGCCAUGAACGCGCUGAACCGAGCGGAGGGCCCUUGGGGCGCCACUCUCCGGGUCCAGAGAGCCCGCGGAGACACCAACUCGCAGGACCGGAGAAACAAAUACUCUUCCGGCCGGGACGAAGCCGCCCCCGCUGCCGAGGAGGUUGCGGUCGCAGUAUAG